GUCUCUAAUCUGGGCACUUAAGCUUUGGGUAGAUUAGCUAACUUCUCUCCAGAUCCGUCAAAUCUCCGAGCGAGGUGUCCGGUCCUAUGACUGCCAAGUCUACAGGCUACAGCUAACACUGAAGCUAACCUGACAAGAAGUAGGAGGAGUAGGACCAGGAAGUGAAAAGACAGCGGCGGGUUUGCACGUCCUGAGCAGUGUCUGUUCUCCACUAGUCAGCCCAGUUUAGGUGUACACCCCCGUCCGGCCGAGGUAAACCACAGUGAGAAACGGCGAAGGUAACGUUAGCUGCUAACCGAAGGAGACACGUCUGUGUGACAGAGAGCAGAGGGGAGCAGUUGACGUUACCUCCCCUUGUGUUUUCAAAGAGAGUGAAGAUGGCGACCAGCUCGGAGCGCAGUCCUCCCCCAUUCCCGGACUCCGAGGACCAAGAUGUGCUGGACACUGAAGAAGUCCGAGGCCGCGACAGUGAUGAAGACGAGGACCUCUUCGGGAGUACGAGCACAUCACCAGUGACCGAAAUGGACACCACACCGACCAGUGAUGUUUCAAUGAAGCCUCCCAGUGACAUCAUGAAUGAUCCUUUAAUGGAGCCAAUGAGCAGCCAAACAGGAAACAAGCCAGCGAGUGAACCCUCAGAUGAUUUUUUUGACCUGACAAACAAUGUUAGCGUUGUAGCUGCAGCUGCAACAAAAUCCGAUGAUUUCGUUGACAUAUUGGGAAGCGAAACUGGAGCUCAGAGAGGGGAAGUAGUAAAGGCAGAUGUUACUGUUGAAGCAACAAUUGAUAGAAGUGAAGUAACUGCUGGCGUUACAGAUCCACUCAGUCAGCAGGAAGCAAAACAAACGUCCACCGCUCCAGUUAUCGACCUCAGUGGUGACUCACAUCCUGUUACUAGCAAAAUUGCCGACCCUUUGGUCGACCUCUUUAGCGAUGCUCCACCAGCUGCUGAAGCCAAAAAACCCAGCAGCGCAAACAUUGAUCUCUUUGAUGACGAGGAAGGGAGUGAUAUUUUCGCAGAGCCGCUGCAGACCAAGCCUGCCAAGCAGCCGCAGAAAAGCCUCUUCGGUGAACCUGACGAGGACGUGUUUGGCGAGCCGCUGGGUGCCAUCUCAAAGAAACCCGUCCCUAAAGAGCAGAAGGAGAAAUCUGUCACAACCAAAGUCAUUGCUGGGGGACCGCUGCAAGACAGUAAGCCAGCUGAUAUCUUCAGUCAGGCAGCUGCCUCCACACCCAGCGUCACCAGCACCGUCAACUCCAAGACCAAUGGAGUCCACUCUGAGGAGGAUGGUGACAUAUUUGCUGCAGAGGCCACGGUGGAGCUCUCUCUCGACAGUCCGAGGAAUGAGAGAAAAAAGGAGGCGACGGCCAAGCCAUCUGCUCCCGCCCCCACCUCUCUGCCAGCAGCUGCCAGCCUCGCCAAGCCACAGCCUCCUGCCCUAGAAGAGUUGGAAGAGGAGGAAGAGGAAGAGGAGGAAGACAAAUUUGACAUCUUUGUCUCUGUCAAAGAUCCAGAAAAAAUAGGGGAUGGUAUGAAUGCCUACAUGGCCUACAAAGUAUCCACACAGACCACACUGCCCAUGUUUCGCAACAAGACAUUCACAGUGAGGCGACGCUUCAGCGACUUCCUCGGACUUUAUGAGAAGCUUUCUGAAAAACAUGGACCAAAUGGAUUCAUUGUGCCUCCACCACCAGAGAAGAGCCUUCUGGGGAUGACAAAGGUGAAAGUGGGGAAGGAAGAUUCAUCAUCUACAGACUUUGUUGAGAGAAGAAGAGGUGCUCUGGAAAGGUAUCUGCAGAGGGUGGUAAAUCACCCGUCGCUGCUCCAAGACCCCGAUGUCAGAGAGUUCCUGGAGAGAGAGGAAUUGCCUCGAGCAGUGAGCACUCAGGCUCUGAGCGGCGCCGGCUUCUUAAAGAUGAUCAAUAAAGCGACGGACGCUGUCAGCAAGAUGACCAUCAAGAUGAACGAGUCAGACGUGUGGUUCGAGGAGAAGCUGCAGGAGGUGGAAUCUGCAGACCAGCAGUUCAGGAAGCUCCACGCGCUGGUCGAAUCCCUGGUGGUUCACAGGAAAGAGCUGUCACUGAACACAGCGAGCUUCGCCAAAAGUGCGGCCAUGCUGGGCAGCGCAGAGGACAACACCGCCUUGUCCCGCGCCCUCUCCCAGCUGGCCGAGGUGGAGGACAAGAUGGAGCAGCUACACCAGGAACAAGCUGCAAACGACACCUUCACCUUUGCUGAAAUGAUUGCAGAUUACAUCCGCCUGCUGGGUGCUGUGAGGGGGUCCUUUGAUCACCGGAUGAAGGCGUGGCAGCGCUGGCAGGAUGCUCAGUCCAUGCUGCAGAAGAAGAGGGAGACUGAGGCCAAACUCCUGUGGGCCAACAAGCCUGAUAAGCUGCAGCUGGCCAAGGAGGAGAUCGCUGAGUGGGAGGCCAAAGUGACGCAGUACGAGCGAGACUUUGAAAGAGUUUCUGCAACUGUUCGCAAGGAAGUCAUUCGCUUUGAGAGAGAAAAGACCAAGAAUUGCAAAAGACAGAUUAUCAAGUAUUUGGAGUGUCUGCUUCAAUCUCAGCAACAGCUGAUAAAGUACUGGGAGGCGUUCUUACCAGAAGCAAAAGCAAUCGCCUAAUCCUCAAACACCAGCCCUCUGGACUACAACAGGCUGCCUUUUUCUCAUACACUUUAC
This is a messenger RNA of Pelmatolapia mariae (spotted tilapia), 2684 nucleotides long. RefSeq names its product sorting nexin-1-like. The record is from RefSeq and is a predicted model, not a curated record. Gene Ontology annotation, molecular function: phosphatidylinositol binding. The transcript has 15 exons. Gene Ontology annotation, cellular component: endosome; endosome membrane. Gene Ontology annotation, biological process: intracellular protein transport; early endosome to Golgi transport. NCBI's taxonomy places the organism in Eukaryota, Metazoa, Chordata, Actinopteri, Cichliformes, Cichlidae. Bases 378 to 2627 code for a protein of 749 amino acids.